AUGACAAUGAUUGAAGUACAGUACCACUAUCUUCAAGGCACAUUUACAAAGAUUAUUGAUGUUGAACAAUAUGGUUACCUAGAUAUGAUAUCUGACAUAUAUAACUCACUUAUGAGUACUGUUCCCAAAGGGAGAUCUGUGGACUUCAAUGUCAAAUAUAUGACAACUGACAAAAUGAAAGAUAUGGUAGUGAAGACAGAUAAAGAUGUGAUGGAAAUGGUAAACAUGCUUGGUACUCAGGUGGAUUGUAUUGACAUGUAUGUCUACAAUGUCCAAGUUGGUAACAACACUGACCAGGUUACCAUCAAUGGACACCAUGUCCAGUUUAUGGGUGAUACUGCAAGAAAUAGACCAGAGAUUGGAGCACCAUAUCCAGCUUUUCCCCUUACUGAUAUAUCUACUAUAAGUACUAGGCCAAAAGCUAAUAUAAGAUGGGGUGGCCUUAGUAAUCCUCAAAGGGAUGGUGCCAGAAAUAUUCAAAGGGAUGGUGCCAAAAAUCUUCAAAGUGAUGGUGACAUGAAUGUUCAGAAGGGUGAUGCUACUGUGAUGCAUAAUAGCAGUCAGAUUACUGUUCUUGGGUCAACUAGUGCAUCUCAUAGCCAAGUCACAUUUGACAAUAGGAGUCAUGCAGGUAUGCAUGAUAGUGGGGUUUCUUUUACUGAAGUUGGUAUGUCUAGUAGGUGUAGGAGUGCUAGUAUUGUGAGAUCUACUACAACUACUACUACCACUAUAGAUUUGGGAAGUAAUGAUGCAACCAGUCCAUCAGCUGAUCCAACCAAUCCAUUAGUUAGUAGGGUACUUGAGGGUGAGGAACAGGAAGUGAACAAUGACACAUCAGAUUCUGAUUAUGUAGCUGAAGAAUCUGAUCAUUUAAGUGAGAGUUCAGAGAGUUGUGAUGAAGAGUAUGAAGAAUUUGGAAGUGAUGUAGAAGAGGAAGAGAACAGUAAAGAGGAAUCAAAUUGUGAGGAAGAGGAUGAUUCCACCUAG
Messenger RNA from Telopea speciosissima, 987 nucleotides. RefSeq lists its product as uncharacterized. The coding region runs from base 1 to 987 and encodes 328 amino acids. Lineage: Eukaryota; Viridiplantae; Streptophyta; Magnoliopsida; Proteales; Proteaceae. The record is from RefSeq and is a predicted model, not a curated record. The transcript has a single exon.